GGUUCUUUUGGCUGUAAACAACAACAAAGGUUAAGAAGAAGAGUCUGUAGAGAGAGAGAGUAAGAAAUCUGAUGGGGAAGAGAAAAGUGCGUCGUUUCGCCGCCAUGAAUAGCACCGGCCGUCGUGUCAAGCUUGAUCUCUUUGCGGAACCCUCUGGAGAUUUGGGUGGCUCAGAUGUGCGUGAUGGAGUUGAGCGGGAACAACAAACAGAGCCUAAUGAGUUACCCAAUUCACCUUCUUCUUCAGGUCAGAAAACAGAAAACCCUUUGCUUUUACUUGGGCAGUACAGUGAUGAUGAGGUGGAAGAAGAUGCCACUGCAGUUAGUUUCUUAGCCAAUAAAAAAGAGCAGGUUGAUGGAUUAAUUCAAGAAGGAGACAAAGAUACAAAUGUUGGAUCAGGUGCAGACACCACUAUGCAGAUGGCUGACCAACAGCAGACAGGGGAGGAUUCUUCUGCACUUGAGUUUAGAGUUGAAGGAGAAACUGGUUUUGACACAGUGACUAACUCAACAAUCUUGGAUGGAUUAAACAAGCAGACAGUUCCCUCAGUUCAAGCAUCUGGCAGCGUGUCUUUGGAGCACCAUGCUCCCACAGAUGUUACUUCGCAGUGGAAGAUGAUUUUGCAUGAGGAGAGCAAUCAGUAUUACUACUGGAAUACAGAAACUGGGGAAACUUCGUGGGAAAUUCCUGCAGUUUUGACUCAAACUGCCAGUGUAUAUGGGACAGGCUACAAUGAGUCUGGGCCCAUGGUUACAGAUGUGUCCACCUUGAUUUCUGGUGUUGAACCAAGCUAUUUGCUACCCGUGCAAACUAGUUUCACAGGAACUGACUGUUCGACUUUUCCAACUGUUGCGCCGGAUGAGAGAAACAAAAGUGAAGAUCUAUAUGUCAAGAGUUUAAGAACUGAUGGUCAUCAGGUUGAAUGUCGGACAGACUCUGUUAUUAAUACCCAACUAUGUCAGGACGACCUUGCGAGGCCAGAAAAUUCAGAUCAUGUGCAUACUAACUUUGAUACAGAAACGACUACUGACCUCCCAUCUCGCUUGUUGAGUCAAAGCGAAGGCUUACUGGAGAAGCUGAGGUCUCUGAAGAGGUCGCGUGGCAACUUUCACAGCAAUGAGCAGAUAUCAAAGUACAUUCUAGAGGUUGAAGUCAGACAUUCUGAUGUAAAGGCGCUCAUAUUGGAUUCCUCACCUUUACUUUCUUUUUGGCUUCACAAUAUUGACAUGGAUGUUGAUAUGGAGGUUGAAGAAUCAGUCCCAGUGUCUUAUGUUCAAGUGAUAGAUGCUUCUGAUGGUAAGAUGGUCAGAACAGAGCCAUCAAACCUUCAAACAGAUGUUCCACCACCUCCCGGUGACGAAUGGAUUCCGCCGCCGCCGUCUGAGAGUGAAGAUGUUCCUCUACCGCCACCAGACAGUUAUAGUGAACCAAUUCCUCCACCACCUGAAAAUGGCGAUGUUCCUCCAUCUUUAUCCAGUGACUCUCUGGGAGUUCCCUACAGCGUACCUCAAUCUUAUAUGCAGCAAUCUUCUGAUUAUGCGACACAAUACAGCUUAUCCUAUCCAGAAUCCAAUUAUCAAUAUAUUGGCAAUGCUGUUGCUCUAGAUCCCAACACUCAGUUCUAUGGCCAUGGCCAUGUUGACGGAUCGCAAGUUUCUGUUCCCCAGUCGACAUAUUAUUACGAAACUGUUCCUGGUACUAGUGAAGUAGCUCCUGCAGCUGCCAGUGCCAGUGAAGCUUAUUACAAUUACAAUGGUGCAGCUCCGCUGUUUCCUGUCAUUAGCUCUGUGCAGUCAUCGCUGCAUCACAGUGGAGUUGCUUCUGCUAAUUACAACAUUCCAAGCAAUUCUUCUACAGUUGCAGUGCCUAGUUCAAGAUCCAGCGACUCCGCUGAGAUUGCAUCUUUGGGAACUGCUUCUCAAUCCACAGACGUUACAGGUGGAUCGUCUCUGUUAGCAAAAGCUCAAACCAAAGUGAAAAGGCCUAAAAAGCGGACAGUGGGUGCUACUACAUCCACAUUGAGGUCAAAUAAAAAGGUUUCGAGUUUGGUUGACAAGUGGAAAGCUGCGAAAGAGGAGCUAAACGAUAGUGAAGAAGAAGAAGAUGAUUACGGAAUCCUUGAUAGAAAAAGACAACGAGAAAUCGAAGAAUGGAAAUCCCGACAAAUUGCGAGUGGAGAGGCUAAGGACAACGCAAAUUUCCAACCCAUCGUUGGCGACUGGCGAGAGAAAGUGAAACGGAAGAAAGAACGAGCCGAGAAGUCUCAGAAGAAAGAACGAGCUGAGAAGUCUCAGAACAAAUCUGACGAGAAGUCUCAGAAGAAAGCUGACGAGAAGCAGCAAAAACCUGAUCUAACCAAACUCUCCACAAAUCUUCCCUCUGGAUGGCAGGUUAAUUAUGUUGUCACCAUUUUACUAGUGUUUGUUUUGUAUAUAGAAACGCGCAGUCGCUAAAACAAUUUCACUUG
Messenger RNA from Camelina sativa (false flax), 2467 nucleotides. NCBI's taxonomy places the organism in Eukaryota, Viridiplantae, Streptophyta, Magnoliopsida, Brassicales, Brassicaceae. The record is from RefSeq and is a predicted model, not a curated record.